GGAACAACACUGGCGCUGUCGUUGGCGUAUUUACCGUCGUUGGUCUAAUUGGUUUGGCACUGCCUCAUCCUCAUCGUGACUACCGCUAUACGUCGGCGGCGUGCCAUCAAAUUCGAUAAAGAGAUCGCAGCUGCAGCUGCCGAUGCUGCAGGCGACAACUCGCUUCCCGUUCGAUGAUUAUUCCGACCCCAGCGGUGGCGGCUACGGAUACUCGGACAACAGCCAUGGCACCUUCGGACAGCCUCCCAUGCGCCCUGUCGAAUCGUUCGGAAUGACGGAGAUGUCCCAGUUUGAUCCUUACGCAGCCGCCCCGAAUGCUGCGAGUGGAGGAGCUGCUGCCUUCCAGAGAUCCAGAAGCAGGAAAGAGAGUGAGGUUGGUACACCGGGCAUUGCUGGCGUCGGUGCUGGAAACCUAGCUCGCGAACCGAGUCGUCGUGCGCCUUAUCAUGCCUUUGCCGGCCCCAACCCUCAAGACUUAAAUGACCCCGUGGCCAACGUCCGGUACCCACGUAGUACAGCCACUCAAGAUAUCCUCGAGGCCGCUGGCCUAGCUGGUACUGGUGCAGCUGCCGUAGCCAAUAAUGGCACCGGUGCAUUCGUCAAUCGUAGACCCUCCGAAUAUACCCAGAAUACCCACCGGAGUGGUCGUUCCCAUGCAUAUGCAACUUCCAGUGAGGGUGGCCAUCCCUCUCCGCUUCAGCCAGGGUACAACCCUCCGCAACGCAGUAAUUCUCGCGUGCUAGCCAACGCGUCUGACCCGUAUGGUGUCUGCGUCCCGGCGCCGUAUCCUCCACAGUCCCCGAGUCCCCCUCUCUCUAAUCAACAUCGGAUGUCGGCAUCUCCACCCCCUGCGAAUGAGUACUAUGCUGCUGAGAACGAGGAUCAACCCCACGAAGGUGGCCAACCUGCCAUUCCCGCGGAGAAUCGCUUGAGCCUCCAGGACGAUACCGACUACGCUCAAGAGCCUCGUGUUUUGAGGGUUAUGAAUGCGUGAUUCUCCUUCGUCUCCAAGGUAUCGUACCGUGAAUUGGUGUCUCCUUUAUCCCGGCGUGUCAGUUCGUAUACGCAAGUACCCCCCUCCCUUCACUUCUUGUUUAUUUGUUAUGUAGUACGUGCAGAUUCGAUGCAUAGGCUAUGUAUCCUGCCAGCACCGCUUCUUGUUUUGUCUUUCAUAUUUUUAUUAUUUCGCGUAGACAGGCCUGUUUUACAUUAUGCUUUUGCUACUCAUGCAACGUGUAAAGUAGCUGCUAAAAUGCAAUGCCGCGCGUGUUGCGC
Pisolithus orientalis is the source of this 1275-nucleotide messenger RNA. RefSeq lists its product as uncharacterized. NCBI's taxonomy places the organism in Eukaryota, Fungi, Basidiomycota, Agaricomycetes, Boletales, Pisolithaceae. Bases 143 to 994 code for a protein of 283 amino acids. The transcript has 2 exons. The record is from RefSeq and is a predicted model, not a curated record.